AUGAAACACGAUGAAUUCACUUUUGGAAGAAUUAUGACGAAUAAGGAAAGAAUGUUGAUGGAGGAGAAGCAAAAACUUGUUGAGGUCGAGACCGUGAAGAAGUUCGCGUUCUUCGGAAUCGCCGUCUCCACUGUCGCCACAUUGACAGCAAUUGUGGCAGUUCCAAUGCUCUGUAUGUACAUGCAGAACGUUCAAUCUGGACUUCAAGAUGAGAUUAAUUUCUGCCGUACUCGUUCUGACUCACUCCGUGGAGAAUACACCAAACUCGAUCAAUUCCGUAAGGCCGAGAGCCGUGAAAAGCGUCAAACCUACCAAUGCUGCUCUUGCGGAAUCGGACCAGCUGGAUCCGUUGGAAACCCAGGACAAGAUGGAGCUCCAGGAAACGAUGGACGACCAGGAGCCCCAGGAGCCCCAGGACCAGAUGCUCCAAAUGAUCAUGUUCAACCAACUCCAGCUGAUUUCUGCUUCGAAUGCCCACCAGGACCAGCCGGAAACCCAGGAAACCCAGGACCAAAGGGACCACCAGGACAACCAGGAGCACCAGGAGAGCAAGGACCAAAUGGACGCCCAGGAACCCCAGGAGCCCCAGGACCACAAGGACCACCAGGAGCCGGAGGACAAGACGGAACCCCAGGACAACCAGGAGCCCCAGGACAAGUUCGCACUGUUCCAGCCCCACCAGGAAACCCAGGACAGCCAGGAGAGCCAGGAGCCCAAGGACCACCAGGACCAGAUGGACACCCAGGAAGCGCUGGACCACAAGGACCACCAGGACCACAAGGAGAGCCAGGACAAGACGGAGCCCCAGGAAACCCAGGAGCUCCAGGAGAGGCUGGAGAGCCAGGAAAGGACGGAGCCAAGGGAUCAUGCGAUCACUGCCCACCACCAAGAACUGCUCCAGGAUAUUAA
Caenorhabditis remanei is the source of this 909-nucleotide messenger RNA. RefSeq lists its product as uncharacterized. The coding region runs from base 1 to 909 and encodes 302 amino acids. The record is from RefSeq and is a predicted model, not a curated record. Lineage: Eukaryota; Metazoa; Nematoda; Chromadorea; Rhabditida; Rhabditidae. Gene Ontology annotation, molecular function: structural constituent of cuticle. The transcript is spliced from 2 exons.